GGUAAUACAACGAAAAUGAUUGUCAGCAGAAGAUUAAAGCUCUUUGCCAAAGCAUGGACCCCAAAUAUGGCUGUUUGGGGUGCAGCUCUCGGUGUGACAGUGAUCCAUUUCACAGAUUGGCGGCUGGUUUUGGAUUAUGUUCCCUACAUCCGUGGAAAAUUUAAAAAGGAUGACUAAUCAUCAAAUUCAGUCUUUAUUGUUGCAAAAAGAUGACCAGCCAAGACGUGCAGCAGCCACUCUCGCUCACUGUGGUCCAGCUGCGUCUCAGACUACUGGGCACAUCAUCGUUGAACUUUCCAACAUCCUCUGGAAUGCGCUGGGUUUUUGGCUCCUCAACCACAGAAUGGCAGGAAUUUAUAAAUUCACAUUUAUUCAUAAAUGGAAUUUCAUGUUAUAUGUAUUACUUGUUUUCUCCCAUGCCAUCCCCAAA
Thalassophryne amazonica is the source of this 430-nucleotide messenger RNA. It is a transcript of the gene uqcr11, whose product is annotated as cytochrome b-c1 complex subunit 10. The transcript is spliced from 3 exons. The record is from RefSeq and is a predicted model, not a curated record. Lineage: Eukaryota; Metazoa; Chordata; Actinopteri; Batrachoidiformes; Batrachoididae. Gene Ontology annotation, biological process: mitochondrial electron transport, ubiquinol to cytochrome c. Gene Ontology annotation, cellular component: mitochondrial inner membrane. Bases 16 to 177 code for a protein of 53 amino acids.